AAACGAUGGAUUUUUCUCCCAAACUCAUAGUAGUAUUUUUUUCCCCUAUUCUCUUCCAACUUCCAACGGUCCAACUUCUCUAAAGUAUGGUUGAUCGUCUACGAGAAGGCUCGAAGUCGUCCGUUGAAGAGCAGCGAGAUAAUGCAGGAAUCAACCAGCAUAACCAUUUUUACUCGGAUGUACAAAUAAAGCUUGUCAUACCAAACCAUCAUGGCGAAAAUCUAGUGGGGAUAUUACAUGAUACAAGCUCCAAGGAGCUUGUAAUUGUGUGUCAUGGAAUUAAGUCCGUGAAGGAACGCAUUCCCAUGGUGAGCCUUGCUGCUGCAAUAGGAAAGACUGGAAUAAGUGCCUUCCGCUUUGACUUUGCUGGAAAUGGUGAAAGUGAAGGUUCAUUUCGAUAUGGCAACUAUCACAGAGAAGCUGAGGACUUGCAUGCAGUUGCCCAACACUUCCGCGGAAUUGGCCGUAUUAUAACCAUGAUUGUUGGUCACAGUAAAGGAGGAAAUGUGGUGCUGCUGUAUGCUGCAAAAUACCAUGAUGUUCAUAGAGUCAUAAAUAUUUCUGGCCGCUUUGACCUGAAGAAAGGCAUUGAAGGUCGCCUGGGCAAGAAUUUUCUAGAAAGGAUUGAGAACGCUGGAUUUAUUGAUGUUAAUAGCAAAAGUGGAAAAUUUCAGUAUCGUGUAACUAAGAAGAGCUUAAUGGAUCGCCUUUCUACAGAUGUUCGAUCAGCAUGUCACUUAAUAAGUGAGGACUGCAGGGUUUUAACAAUUCAUGGUUCCAUGGACCAAAUUGUGCCAGUCAAAGAUGCCUUAGAAUUUGAUGAAGUUAUUGCCAAUCACACGCUUCGAAUUAUAGAUGGUGCGGAUCAUGAAUUUACUUUGCAUCAAAAUGAAUUGGUACAAGUAACCCUAGAUUUUAUCAGGAAUCAAAAUCAAUGCGAUGACACAGCAGAUGCUUUGCUCUUUCAUGCACGAGGUCGUUCUUCCAUCUGUCCAAAACUUUGAUGGUGUUUCUUUUUUCUUAGUUCAGGAUGCCUAAUGUAACAUCAACCCUGUGUAAUAUGGGGUUGGAAAAUGGAAGCUUCUGGAGAACCAGAAAACAAUAGUAUGUUGUUGAUAGAUGAUAACCCGUAUAAUGCAUCAUCCUUUGGGAUUAACAUAUAUGAACUUUUGCAUACUGGUAUGGCCUC
Beta vulgaris subsp. vulgaris (sugar beet) is the source of this 1189-nucleotide messenger RNA. RefSeq lists its product as uncharacterized. The coding region runs from base 87 to 1004 and encodes 305 amino acids. The transcript is spliced from 7 exons. The record is from RefSeq and is a predicted model, not a curated record. NCBI's taxonomy places the organism in Eukaryota, Viridiplantae, Streptophyta, Magnoliopsida, Caryophyllales, Amaranthaceae.